Molecule: messenger RNA, 4708 nt
Organism: Priapulus caudatus
Lineage: Eukaryota; Metazoa; Priapulida; Priapulimorpha; Priapulimorphida; Priapulidae
Product: beta-hexosaminidase subunit beta-like
Exons: 8
Coding region: 4-1263 (419 amino acids)
Biological process (GO): ganglioside catabolic process; carbohydrate metabolic process; glycosaminoglycan metabolic process
Cellular component (GO): membrane
Molecular function (GO): beta-N-acetylhexosaminidase activity
Source: RefSeq, a predicted model, not a curated record
GCUAUGUCAUACAACAAAUUUAAUGUUCUUCACUGGCAUAUUGUGGAUGAUCAGUCGUUUUCCUACGAAAGUAUACUCUUCCCCGAGCUCUCGGAAAAGGGUGCAUAUACGCCGGACAAAGUAUACACGCAGAAAGACGUCGCCACACUCAUUGAGUAUGCGCGGCGGCGUGGCAUUCGCGUAAUACCCGAGUUCGACACUCCUGGACACACACAUUCCUGGGGAAAGUCCCAUCCCGAGCUGCUAACGCCGUGCUAUGGACAGCCUCAGCAGAAGGAGACGGCCAUCUAUGGCAUGCACACGGAGCGACAGAUCAUGAAUCCCAUCCUGAACGUCACCUACACGUUUCUGAAGCAUCUCUUCUCGGAGGUCGUGCGCGUGUUCCCCGACGAAUACGUUCAUCUAGGAAUGGACGAGAUCUAUCCGGCGUGCUGGAUGUCGAAUCCGCGAAUUAAACGGUUCAUGAAGAAGAACAAGCUAAAGAAAUACAAGGACCUGCAGCAGAUGUACGCGACUAAAUUGAUGAAGAUCGUGUCCCGGCUCAAAAUGAAGUACAUCGUGUGGCAGGAUCCACUCGAUGAAGGAGCCAAGGUUAGUAAGGAUGCUAUCGUCGAAGUAUGGAAGAACAUUCAGAACAUCGCUAGUGUCGUCGAGAUGGGGUACACCACGAUCACGUCUGCCGGGUGGUAUUUAGACGACAUUGGCAACAAGGACGACUGGCAAUCGUUUUACGCCAACGAACCAUAUAACUAUAUAAAACCAGAGCACCAGCCUUUAGUUGUCGGUGGCGAGGCAUGUUUAUGGGCUGAGUACGUAGAUGAGACGAAUCAUCAUUCUCGGCUAUGGCCGAGAGCGUCGGCCGUGGCUGAGCGGCUAUGGAGCGACAUGGCGGCGACUCAGAAUAUCGCUGACGCUACGUACAGGAUCGAUGACAUGAGAUGCAUGCUAUUAAGAAGAGGCAUUCCGGCUCAACCAAUCGCUCCCGGUUAUUGCGACUACGACCUUCCCGACGAGGAAGUUAAAGACGUCGACGACGACGACGACGUCGGCGACAAGUCCGACAACGGCGGCGUCUACGUGCCGACGAGAGCGCAACUCCGGACGCGCAUUAUGAAGACGAUAGGCUUCAACUUCCUCGGCUCGCAGGCGAUGCUGCUAUACGGCGCCUGUCUGCUGGUGCUGGCGUUCCUCAUGGCCAGGUCGAAGUGCAUGCAUGUCACAAACAGCAUCGUGUUGCACUUAAAUCCGCAGCUGGGUCGAUAGCGACGCGCGAGCCGGGGCCGACCGAGACGACAGGCCGAUACGCGGGCCGGGGGGCAAUUAGAAUUGCGUCAGAGUCAAAAUGCAAAGCGCGCAAUUAAAGUCGGGCAAUGAGUUUGAGUGACGGUUUCGGUUAAUUAGAUCUGAUGGCUAACGACAGCCGAGCGCAAUGAAAUUAUGCGUUUGAACGAGAGCGCUAGACGAUGGGAAAUCUUAAGAAUGGUUGCUAACGACCGUUGGAUACUCAUAUACGUUCGUUGCCAGAAUGUUGCGCAUGUUUGCGUCACAUUUAUAUAAGCAAUUGUGAGGACGGAUCGGGCUAAAUGUAAAGUACGUACACAGUAGUGUGCGAAAGAAAAAUAAAAUAAAAUUCUGUAUAUAUAAUUAACGCGAAUAACAGGCCGAUCGCACACGAUAUAAUAAUAGGUUUAAUGUAAGUAAGUAAAUUUAGUAUUGAUGAUUAAAUCCGUAACAGACGCCUGGUCUGUCAAUCACGUGUAGAAAUGACAACACAAAGGUUUCCCUUCCUCAUCCCUCUCUUCCAUCCGGUGUCUUUGACUAGCAUUCACUCACGCUCUCCCGCUCUACCCCUCUCGCUGUCUUUAACAACAUACUCUUGUAUUCUCUAAUCGCCUCCUCCACGGAGGCUUUUGUAACACGCGCACGAUUAUAUUAAUACUAGAAAUUGCUGUUCCUAUAAGUCUAUACCCGAAAUAUUGUCUGUUGCUCAAGAGAUGGGUUUACGAUUAGUACAGUUAUUCUACAAAUCUUCUAAUAACUGUGUACACAAAUGUAAAUUAGGAUUCUACACAAUUACAAUGAAAUACAAUUCCCUGCAGCUAUUUAUCCCUUCUGUUCUUAGUCUUAGAGAUUCCGCAAGUAUAUGCCCCUAUCUUAUGGCAGCAAAUGGUUUUUAAGUACUGCAUACGAAUGCUUUUUAAAAGGCCUAUUGUUCUUCAUCGAAAUUAGAUUUAUUUCCUCAGUUUCGUGUUUGAGCCUCCAAAUUUCGAUGACGUAAAGGUGAUGACGUAAUUGUACGGAACGCUAGCAACGUACCCGGAAUGAUUGUCGUUGAUCUCACCUAUUAAAUGCUGCAUGCACGCAUAUUCCGGGCACGUAUCACCAUGUAAAUGUGAUGGCAGAGCUAACAUUAAAUUAUUGGGUGGCUUGUAUAUUAUCAUUCCCGCAUUUGUAUACCAGAUGAUCAUUCUUCCAUAAAGGUGGUUUUUGCGUUGUCGGUCGCAGACUAGAUCGUUCUAGGUCGUAUGUAAAUUGUGUUUCUAUUGCCGUUAUCAACUAUCUCACUGUGAUGAUUGUAUGCGUGUACUGGAACACCGACGUAGAAUAUCUAGUGUACACGAGCGCUACCAUAUUUCUGCAUAAAUGCAAGAGUGAAUGCGAAUACAGGUGUGGACAACGGUGGUGAGAUAUUUGUUCUAGGUCGCGCGUCUGAAUACGGUCUUGUUACGAGUUAAGUUUACCACGUAUACUAUAUUCAACGUUAUACCUGAAAAUAAAACUAUAAUAGGUAAAUAGCAUAUAUCAUAAAGCAGCACGUGGUGUAAUUACACUAUAACCCGGUAGUGGCUAAAUGCUCUCACACAAAUUUUUGCAGUUAUUUUAACCAAGAUUUUGGAGUGGGAUCGCUUAUUUAUAAGCAUGCGUGCGAUCCCGCCGGAGAUGAAUAUUUUUGUCAUAAAUAAUGAUAAAUAUCCCUCAAUAACACAGAAUAAUGCUUUCUCCGAUUUCCCUUUGUUUUGUAGCCGAUUUAAAUCGUGGUAGGAAUGAUCGAGUACCACUGGUUGAUUAAUCUUGCCAAUUAUAUGGAACGUCGACGUACAUGUUUAUGGAAAUUCAUUCGCGUCUAAUGACGUUCUAAUAUAGCAUUUAAAAGUGCAUUACUCUUUAAAAGCUAAUAAAUACACGAAUACGCAAGCAGUUAGCAGGCAUACGAACUUGCAGAGUAAACAUAUUGCAUAGUGCUGAUAUGCUUUACGAAUGAAUAUAUGCAAUACAUCUGUGAUGUAGACGUGCAAACAUUUUAGUCACCUUUUAAAAUUCUAUUUCAGCACUCAUUGAGCCAUUAAAUGGACAUCAAUUUUAGGCAGCAAUGGAGAGAUAAAAUAGGGUGAGAACCCAAUGAGCAUGCACGUAUUGAAAGAGUUGUAAAUACGCAUUUUUGAAAAGUACUAAACGACAUUGUAUAUUCUAUUGAUAUGCAUCAAACUAUAGGUGUUGUAGCCGCGUUCGGGUUUAUAUUUAAAUGAUCGUUAUUUAUACCUGAUUCAGCGGCUUGAAUCUCACCGACCGUGUGUUUGACAAGUGAACACCUAUGGGUAGCGUUAGUAGAGCAUGCAGUCGCUAUUCGUACACGUAUCUACGUUAUACAACUCGUUAUAUUGUUUUAAAAAAUAAGCGCGUUAAUUUGUAUUUCUGACGUGUAUAUAUUCGCUAACAUAAAUGGCACGGUUAUUUUUGUUCGGUCGGUGAGGCAUCAUGCGUUUAUAUUGCGUUGACAUCGCUGCCAAUGUGCUAGAUGCAAUCAACGAGUUGCGCUUAUCUAGCUACUUGGUUAUUAUUAGGGUUAGGCUCGGGACUUCAUUGAGGUCACCUUCAAAUAAUUGAUGUACGCGCUGUGCGCACAAUGCCUUCCAAGGCUAACAUCUGAUUGCGUUGUCCCCGUUUUUAUGUCGGAUACACGAAGACACAAAUUAACGCGGUAUUUGACGGUCAACUUGCGGCCAUAUUACAGCGCCAUCUUACGGUCAUCUUACGGCCAUAUUACUCGCCAUCUUGUUGUCAUGUUACGGCCGUAUAAUGCCAGCGCCACCUGACGGUUAUUGCAUAGACGUGGGGAUAAUAAAGAUUAUUAUCUACGUCUUUUGUUGACUGAUUGAACAAAUACAUCAAUCACAAACUUGGUGCGUUAUAAGUUAACACUUGUUCACUGUUACAGCGGCGCGAUUUCGUUUUUUAUAUGCGUCCAAGACACUUCUAUGAAACCGUUACAAUUUAGCAUGUAUAUUAAAUAUAUACGUGAACGACGUGAAGUCUGUGUACCGACUGCUGCAAGGCUUUAGAUACAAAUGGGAAUAUAAUGUUUGAUCCAUAAUCACAAUUCCAAAAUUGCUAUUAUAUACAUAUAUAGAUAGAUAUAUUCCGCAUCUAUUGUAAAGAGACUUGUCAAUGAUUCCUAAUUUCUAUCGCGGACAUGUUUUCACGCGCAACGAAGCACAGCUUGGGGCAGAAGUGCACUUUCGGUAAAAUACUAUAAAUGUGACAAUUUCAAAACCUCUUAGUUCUAAACCUCACAUAUAGGCCCCCUACAUAGACACUCUUAUUUUUAUUUCAGGUUCAUAUUUAAGUCAAAACAUAUAUAUUAUCGCUGUUGAAAUGUAAUGAUCUGUGAAUAAACUUAUGGCAAUACAAAAGAGUUGUUUCUUUUUUA